AUGGAGGGGAGGGCGCUGUGGUUCAACUCGGCCGCGCUGUUCCUCGGCAUGGUCCUCGGCGGCGGGGCCGUGGCGCUGCACCCGCACGCACGGCGGCGGCGGCCGGUCGUCGAUGUGGCCGUCGAACAUCUGACCUGGUUCACGGAGACCGUCGCGAUCACCGCGUUCGCGCAUAACGUUUGCAUCUUCUUCAAGGUUGUCGAGAUGAUGCAGAAGUGA
Miscanthus lutarioriparius is the source of this 219-nucleotide messenger RNA. The record is from the annotation of a GenBank genome assembly. Lineage: Eukaryota; Viridiplantae; Streptophyta; Magnoliopsida; Poales; Poaceae.